Xenia sp. Carnegie-2017 is the source of this 1909-nucleotide messenger RNA. Its product is annotated as T-complex protein 1 subunit epsilon-like. The record is from RefSeq and is a predicted model, not a curated record. Gene Ontology annotation, cellular component: chaperonin-containing T-complex. Gene Ontology annotation, molecular function: ATP hydrolysis activity; ATP-dependent protein folding chaperone; ATP binding. NCBI's taxonomy places the organism in Eukaryota, Metazoa, Cnidaria, Anthozoa, Malacalcyonacea, Xeniidae. Gene Ontology annotation, biological process: protein folding. The transcript is spliced from 10 exons. The coding region runs from base 120 to 1736 and encodes 538 amino acids.
CAAAUACAAACGCGUGGGGCAAGCUGCGAGGGUAAGAUGGUGUUCCACUCGUAGAUACUUUUUCAAUCUAAAGCAAUCGUCUCUAAUUGCAGCUUUUUUACUUCAAUUUUUAUUACAAAAUGAAUGCACCGCAAGCCAUUGCAUUUGAUGAAUUUGGUAGACCAUUCAUUAUCCUUAAAGAGCAAGAAAAAAAGAGACGUUUGACCGGCCUUGAUGCACAAAAGUCUCAUAUUCUUGCGGCAAAAACAGUUGCCAACACUUUAAAAACGUCGUUGGGACCAAAUGGCAUGGAUAAGAUGCUUGUUAGCAGUGAUGGUGAUGUGACCAUUACUAAUGAUGGUGCAACAAUUCUCAGCCAAAUGGAAGUUGAACAUCAGAUUGCUAAAUUGAUGGUACAGUUAUCUAAAUCACAGGAUGAUGAAAUUGGGGAUGGAACUACAGGAGUGGUUGUUUUAGCUGGUGCACUUCUUGAGCAAGCUGAACAACUACUUGAUCGUGGUAUACAUCCUAUCAGAAUUGCUGAUGGCUAUGAAUUGGCUGCACAGAUUGCUUCUGAAGAGCUUGAUAAGAUUAGCGAGAGUUUUCUCAUUGAAAAAGAUUCAAAAGAUUUGUUGAUAGAGACAGCAAAGACAACAUUAGGAUCAAAAAUAGUGAGUCGUUGUCAACAGCAGAUGGCUGAAAUAGCAGUUGAAGCUGUGUUGUCUGUAGCCGAUCUUGAAAGAAAAGAUGUUGAUUUUGAAUUGAUUAAAGUUACUGGAAAAGUCGGUGGAAAACUAGAUGAUACAAUGCUAGUCAAAGGAGUACUUGUUGAUAAAGAUAUGAGUCAUCCUCAAAUGCCAAAGGUUAUAAAAGAUGCAAAAAUUGCAAUAUUAACAUGUCCAUUUGAGCCUCCAAAGCCAAAGACAAAGCACAAACUUGACGUGACGUCAGUUGAAGAUUACCAUAAACUGCGUGAAUAUGAAAAGAAAACAUUUAGUGAAAUGAUCAAACAAAUUAAAGAUACGGGAGCUAACAUUGCCCUUUGUCAGUGGGGAUUUGAUGAUGAAGCAAAUCAUCUCUUACUGCAAAAUGAGUUACCGGCAGUGAGAUGGGUUGGUGGUCCAGAAAUAGAGUUAAUAGCUAUAGCAACGGGUGGAAGAAUCGUUCCUCGAUUCUCUGAGUUGACAACAGAGAAGUUAGGAAAUGCAGGUAUUGUUAGAGAACUGUCGUUUGGAACAACCAAAGAUCACAUGUUGGUUAUUGAGGAAUGCAAGAAUACUCGAGCUGUUACGAUUUUUAUCAGAGGUGGAAAUAAAAUGAUAAUCGAGGAAGCCAAGCGAAGUAUCCAUGAUGCUUUGUGUGUUGUUCGAAAUCUUGUUCGUGACAAUCGUAUUGUUUAUGGUGGUGGUGCUGCUGAGUUAGCUUGCUCCUUGAAAGUUGGCGAACGUGCUGAUAAGAUUUCCACACUGGAACAAUAUGCAAUGAGAUCAUUUAGUGAGGCUUUGGAAGCUAUACCUUUAUCGUUAGCUGAAAAUUCUGGUUACAAUCCAAUUCAAACUGUUGCCGACAUAAAAUCUCGUCAAGUGAGUGAGAAUAAUCCAAGACUUGGCAUGGAUUGUAUGAGCACUGGCUCAAACGAUAUGCGAGAACAACAUGUGAUUGAAACUCUAAUUGGCAAGAAGCAGCAAAUUAGUCUGGCUACUCAAUUGGUUAAAAUGAUAUUGAAAAUUGACGAUGUUAGAGCUCACGAGUCCUAACAUAAUUUAUACAUCGACUGGUUGUCUAAUAUUAAAAUAUAGUUUAUUGUAAGAUUUAGUACGAUGUCCAUUUAUCAAGGUUCUUUAUUUAUCAUUUGUGGGACACGAUCAUUGUUCCUGAAAAUAUCCAAUUUUAAAUAAACACAUCUGACACAGAGAUAAAACGCUCAAAA